Molecule: messenger RNA, 3278 nt
Organism: Porites evermanni
Lineage: Eukaryota; Metazoa; Cnidaria; Anthozoa; Scleractinia; Poritidae
Source: the annotation of a GenBank genome assembly
CAGAAUGGAAUUGAAAGGGGGAAAGAGGAUUCUUGUGAAGAAGCUUUUCAUCAAUCAGGUGCAGAAAUCAACCGUAAGCAAGAAAAUGCAAAGCAAAAAGGAUCAGAUACUGGUGAACUUACCACAAAAGACACCCUUUCAACCAGGAGUGAAUCCAAUGACUGCAACCAAGCAUUGACAUCAAGCAAGACCAAUGCCCUUGCCUUCCACAUUCCUGUGGAACAAACAGUUUGCAAGCCACCUCCUAAAAGGUUCUGCAACCAGACGAAGAAAGGAAGAGAAAACAUCAGCAUCGAGAGGAUUGCAGAGAAACAAGAAGUGGCUGAGCGACGAAAGAAUGUGAGAACCUUAUACUUUAAUAAUGUUAUACACCACAGUGUUCUUAAUUGGCUGGUUUACUUGCAAUUAAUUGUAUAGUUUUGUAAAAUUCCUAUUUUUGCAUUUUCGUUAUUGUCAAUCAAGGAAAUACCACAAACUUAUUACUUGCACAUUUAUCAAAUGAGCCUUGCAGCCAACUUCCCUCCUAAUAAGAAGUCUCAUCCAAAUUAGACUGCAAAACAGUCUGUCUUUUUCAUGUGAGCAGCCAAGCAAAAGUCUUGGAGCAAGGGCAAAAGUGGAGUAUAGGCAUGCAGUGAGGCUUGUGCACUUUGCAAAAAAAUCUCCGGUUGACACUUUGCACCUUGAAAAACUGAUUUUGAGAAAAAAAGGACUGUUUUGCAGUCUACAUCCAAAUAUAAGCCCCUCUAAAAAGGCCUGUAAAAAAAACUUGCAAGUUUGUUGAAGUCUGCAAAUUAAUGUUGGCUAGUUGAAAGUUGAUAUAUACAAUACUUAAAAGAAGGUUUGCAUGGGGUUUUCUUGUAACAUUAGAAAGCACUUUUAUGCAAUCCAUGCAUACAUCUUCCAGUACCAUAAUGUUGGUUAUUGAUAUUAUUUAAAUUCCUGUGCCUAUAUUGAUUUACAAAUAACCUGUUUAUACAGCAACAUAUGGAGCAAAAACUGAAAAGAAUCCAUGAUCGACAAGAAGCUGCUAGAAAGCUCGCUCAUAAUGUGGAAAUGCUACUGCAACAGAGGUCCAUACAGAGUGCCACUAAAGCAGGUGUCAACCAAAACACACCACAGAUGACCUCCUCACAACUACUUGCUACAGCUCGCCAUGUUGCCAGAGAUUUUAGAGCACUGACCUCUCAAAUGACAAAGGACUUUGUUGUGGAUGAUAGAAACAACAACUUGUCAAAGAAAUCUGUAAGCUAUCUGAAGUCUCGAGAGGAAAAACGCAAUGUCGUAAAAUCUUCUAAUAACGACAACAACAGGGGUAUUGCAUUCACUGUUAGCUUUGAUGAUAACCCUCAAUGUUUAUCUCCAGUUCCCAAGGCAUUGCGAGUGCCCAAAAAGACACAGAAAAGCAUGUUAACAGCCCAAGAAUUGCAGGAGAAACAACAGAGAGCUGAAGAGAGAAGAAAUGUAAGUCAAGUACUACAAUCAUGUUAAUUUGUCAGUUUACACCUGUCAUGGGCCACCUCCAAACAUAAGAACAGAUUUUACACUCUUGCAGUCUUGGGGAGGAGGGAUACAUAAACACAUUGUAUGUAUAUACCGUGGAGGCUUUGCCCUGAGAGUCAACUUUUCUAACAUUUCAUAACGGCCAGGGUUUUCCCCUGGCUUCUAUUAGCUUNGAUGACCUCCUCACAACUACUUGCUACAGCUCGCCAUGUUGCCAGAGAUUUUAGAGCACUGACCUCUCAAAUGACAAAGGACUUUGUUGUGGAUGAUAGAAACAACAACUUGUCAAAGAAAUCUGUAAGCUAUCUGAAGUCUCGAGAGGAAAAACGCAAUGUGGUAAAAUCUUCUAAUAACGACAACAACAGGGGUAUUGCAUUCACUGUUAGCUUUGAUGAUAACCCUCAAUGUUUAUCUCCAGUUCCCAAGGCAUUGCGAGUGCCCAAAAAGACACAGAAAAGCAUGUUAACAGCCCAAGAAUUGCAGGAGAAACAACAGAGAGCUGAAGAGAGAAGAAAUGUAAGUCAAGUACUACAAUCAUGUUAAUUUGUCAGUUUACACCUGUCAUGGGCCACCUCCAAACAUAAGAACAGAUUUUACACUCUUGCAGUCUUGGGGAGGAGGGAUACAUAAACACAUUGUAUGUAUAUACCGUGGAGGCUUUGCCCUGAGAGUCAACUUUUCUAACAUUUCAUAACGGCCAGGGUUUUCCCCUGGCUUCUAUUAGCUUGACACCCUGCUACUUUCAUAAAAGUAAGAAAAAAAGGGAAAAACAGACCAAUGAACUGCAUAGCUGUUCAAUUCCCCGCCUCGUUAUUGCAUAUACGCCACAUUUUGAAAUUGUAGUGACAGCCUUGCUUUCAUGGUCUACAGAAAAGCUGACCCACUCUCAGACCUUCCAACCCCUCAACCAUGCAAAUCUGGAGUGUUUGAAAAAAAGCCCUAAAAUCCUGGAGUUUGGGACCUCAAACCUGGAGUUUUGCAAAAUAUAUGUCAAAUAAAACCAAAAAGGCAGAUGAUUUAUGUCCCCCUGUGGUGUUCCUUACCCUAUUAGUGGUCUCUGUUCUCUGUAGUACUCUAUAGCAAAGUUGAGAAGAUUCUGUUUCACUAUCCAGGUCAAUAGGACAGUAGUGAAGUGGGAAAUGCUAUAAGGCUUUCCCACAGACCUUAGAGAACCUAUAAUUUUCUGAACUGAGGGUGGAAGUGAACUCAGGUUUCCCUCCAAAAUUAGAUUGAAACAAUAUUUGUCUGUUAUAUAUGAAGACAAUUGUUUUAAUUAUGCGAUUUCUACUGGAAUCGUCUGGCAAUUUUAGAUUUUAUGAUUCACCGUGAGAUUUGGAUGCUGAAUCAUGAGACCAUGAUGAGUUGACUAUCCAAACCAUGAGAGUUGGAAGGUCUGCUCUCUAACUUAUACCAUUUGUGGAACACUUUCACAUUCUUCACCCAUCCUAGGAAUCUUUCCUGCCUUGAAUUUCACAUUAUUCCUGCAUUUCUUGCAGCAACGGAAACAAGACAGAGUUAAGAGGACUAUCGCCAACCGUGAAGCACUGUUUAAGCUGGCUUCAGACCUAGAAACUUUCAUGAUAUGGAAUGAUAAACAAUGCUGUCGCACAGCAAGUUUUGAAGACCACCAAACAACACAACACCAAAAUCAAACAGCACAACUAGCUGCUGAAAUUGCGGAUGGCUUUGAUCGAUUGAGUCAGCGGUACGCAAGAGAUUUAAAGCAAGCUGAGGAAUUUUCCUGCAGUUUAUGGAGUCCUGGCCAGUUGCAGAAGUAG